Molecule: messenger RNA, 2517 nt
Organism: Penicillium cinerascens
Lineage: Eukaryota; Fungi; Ascomycota; Eurotiomycetes; Eurotiales; Aspergillaceae
Product: AP-3 complex subunit beta
Exons: 3
Coding region: 1-2517 (838 amino acids)
Biological process (GO): intracellular protein transport; vesicle-mediated transport
Cellular component (GO): AP-3 adaptor complex; membrane coat
Source: RefSeq, a predicted model, not a curated record
AUGGAGACCAUAUCCAGGAUAUCCUCGAUGCUGGAAACAGCUCGAGAGCUCACCCUGGAGGCCGCCCAGUCCGCUACGAGCAACCGAAGCUCUAAGACCGAUUAUUCCUCGCGCACCUACAGCGUCGCUCACAUCAAAAAGCUGCUGGACAGUCGCCAUGAGCGGGAGGUCCUGGAUGGAAUGCGGCGGGUUAUCUCGUUGAUGUACCGCUCCGAGCCCUCCAUGACCUUCUUUUCGGCCGUCGUCAAGAACGCCGCCAGCGCUAAUCUCGAAGUCAAGAAACUGGUCUACAUCUACCUGGUCGACCAUGCGGAAGCGGAACCAGAUCUGGCAUUGCUAUCAAUCAAUGCGAUCCAGAAAUCUCUCACAGAUUCGAACCCGCAAGUGCGGACAAUGGCAUUGCGAACCAUGUCCGGUAUCCGCGUGCCGGUUAUCAGCCAGAUCGUGUCACUGGCCAUCAAGCGCGGAUGCGGCGAUAUGAGCCCCCAUGUGCGGAAAGCAGCGGCUUUGGCCAUUCCCAAGUGCUAUCGCUUAGACCCGAACACACUGCCGCAGUUGAUCGGGUAUAUCUCAACGCUCCUUGGUGACUCCCAAUACUUCGUGGUGGGUCCGGCGGUUGCCGCAUUCUUGGAGGUUUGCCCUGAGCAAAUUGACCUUGUUCACAAGCAUUAUCGCAGCUUGGUGAAGAAGCUUGUAGAUAUGGACGAAUGGAGUCAGCUCUCAACAUUACGCCUUCUCACAUUCUAUGCUCGCCAAUGCUUCCCUCGCCGGACUCAAAAGAUCAAGCAAGCGGUCUCUAAACCAUUCUAUGAGGACGAGGAUCAGGGGCAGAACGCUCAGGAUGGUGGCGAAGAAUACGAAGUUCCAAUCCUGGAUCCAGAUCUCGAACUGCUGCUUCGAGCAUGCAAAUUGCUGUUGCAGAAUCGCAACUCGGCCGUCAUUGUCAGCGUUGUUCGCUGUUUCCUUUACUUGGCACCCCCGGAGUACCUUGCCUCGGCCAUAGGCCCUUUGGUGGCUUUGCUCCGAAGUCCUCGAGACAUGCAGCUGAUUGCUCUCUACAACAUUGUUGUGGUGGCCUUGAGAGACCCGAAACCAUUUACAAAAUAUGUCGCUCGCUUCCUCGUUCACGCCAACGACCCACCGCAUAUCUGGCGUUUGAAGUUGGAGGCCUUGACUAUUGUGUUCCCCCACUGCGGGAAACAUUGGAAGGGUGUAAUCAUCAGCGAACUGGAACAUUUCUCCAAGGGCACCGACCCCGAAUUGGUUCGAGAAAGUGUGCGAGCUAUUGGGAGAUGUGCACAGGGGGACGCCAAAACUGCCGACAUGUGCUUGCGAAUCCUGCUUGGCCAAAUCUCUAGUCUGGACGGCAACCUUGUUUCCGAGUCCUUGACCGUCAUCCGCCAUUUGAUCCAGCAGGAUCCGUCUUCCCAUAAGCAAACUGUUGUUCAACUCGUUACAUACCUUGGCACAACAACGAACCCCGACGCAAGAGCUACGAUUAUCUGGCUAGUGGGCGAGUUCGCGGGCGUGGACCCGGGAAACAAUAUUGCACCUGAUGUUCUCCGCAUACUUAUUCAAGGAUUUGCCGAUGAAACAGAAGUUGUUAAACAACAAAUUGUCCUACUUGGUGCCAAGGUUUACCUCCACCAUCUGCUACAAAACCCACCGGGGCCUUCAAAGGAGGAGCCUCCAGCAUCGCCCAGGCUUCCAGCCAACCUUGAACAGGAAAUUCACAACGAGUGGACCGAGGACCGAACCGAGGAGCAAAAAGAACCCAGUCAGGAGCCAGAAGACGAGAACAAUGAAAAAGGAAAAGACCAAGCAAAGGAAGAGGAAGAGGAAGAUCGCAUCACCCUGCUCUGGCGCUAUAUCCUCCUUCUCGCACGUUAUGACAGCUCAUACGAUCUCCGUGACCGCGCCCGUCUUUACAAAGCCCUCCUCGCCAGUCCCUCAUCCACACAACUGGCUAACCUGCUACUUCUGGCCCCCAAGCCCGUCCCUCACGCCCCGAGUCCCUCCGAAACACGCAAAGACCUCCUCAUCGGAACGGCAACCCUUGUCACCGGUCCCGAAGCGGGUUACCACGGCCUCCGCGGUUACGUCAAUAUUCCCGACUGGGUCGAGCUAGGACAGGAGCCAGACCCAAGUUCGCGCACCGAAGACGUCAAGCCCGAAUCAACCACCCUCCAGUCCUCGAUGACUGCCGGCGAACGCUUGGACCGAGCACUUCGCGAGCAUCAGACUACUGCCACGCCGCAUCGGCAUAAUGCUGCGCCUCUCUCAGGGUCAUCCAACAAGAAGAGUCUUGAUCAGUGGCUUGAUGAAGAGGAAGAAGAGACAGAAUCUGAAACGGAGUCGGAGGGUGAAACUGAUUCUGAUGAGUAUGAGACAGACUCCGAAGAGGAAGAGUCUGAUGAGGAUGAAGGGGAGGAGGAGGAGGAUGAUGAUGACGAGGAAGCUGAAACUGAUUCUGAGAGCGAGGCUGUUCACAAGGAGGCUCAGCAGCUGCUCGGUUAG